Messenger RNA from Pecten maximus, 875 nucleotides. RefSeq names its product neuronal growth regulator 1-like. NCBI's taxonomy places the organism in Eukaryota, Metazoa, Mollusca, Bivalvia, Pectinida, Pectinidae. The coding region runs from base 168 to 764 and encodes 198 amino acids. The transcript is spliced from 5 exons. The record is from RefSeq and is a predicted model, not a curated record.
AAAAAGUCACAAAAUGUGGAAUUAUAUGUUGAAACCAAUAUGUCGGUAAAGAAAAACAAAGUACCGUAAUUCAAGUAUUUUACACGAAUGAUGUACCAGGAGUGUGUUCUAUAUUUGGUGUAGCAUUGGAUGUGACUGGACUGGUGCUCUGCUAUAACUGUGACUACAUGCACAGUCCUGAUCAGUGUGACAGAGUCAGGGCCUGUCCUAUACAUCAGCAAUGUUACAUCGGACAGAGAGAAAGUGGUUUAUCUGGAUCAUUGUUGUGGACAAGUCGAUGUGGCCACGAAAGUGCGGAUUGUACAACAGCAAGCAUUCCUAUCAGUGGCGUGGUGGGUAAGAGAAAAUCGCCCUUGUUCUGUUCAACGUGUUGUUCAAGCAACUUCUGCAAUAACAAAUGCUACCUAACGACUAAACCGCCAACCACAACACCUACCACACCAACAACUACAACAACAACCACAACUAAAUUACCCGACUCGAAACCUAUGAUAACAUAUAUCACCAGACCCCACGGCGUUAAGAUAGGAUCAGAUUUACAUCUCACCUGUAGGGCAACUGGCAAUCCAACUCCUACAGUCGCUUGGAACUUCUUUUCAGUGGGCGAUACUGUCACGACAAAUGCUUUUGUAAGUAACGAAGGAGCUGAAUUAAGCAUAAUUGGAGUAACACGUGACAACUACGGACAUUACGCAUGUAAGGCGUCAAACUUGGUCGGUAGCGAUAUCCGUUAUGUGGACGUUUUGGAACCCGGGCCUGUGUAAACUCACAACACAUUCCGGAGGUGUAAUAAGGACCGAUAACAAAGUGAUGCAAUAUAUACACGGUCAAGCCCACAUACUUAACAGUAAAUAAAAGCUUAUUUGGUAACCUUA